AUGAAAUACUUAGCUGCUUACUUAUUAUUAGUUAAUGCCGGUAACGCCACUCCAUCUGCUGCCGAUGUCAAAGCUGUUUUGUCAGCUGCUAAUAUUGAAAUCGAAGAAGAAAAAGUUGAAAAAUUGAUCAGCGAAUUGGACGGUAAGAACGUUGAAGAAUUGAUUGUUGAAGGUAACGAAAAAUUAUCCUCUGUUCCAACUGGUGCCCCUGCUGCUGCUGCCGGUGGUGCUUCUGCUGCAGCUGGUGGUGAAGCCGCUGAGGAAGCUGCUGAAGAAGAAGCUGCUGAAGAAUCUGAUGAUGACAUGGGUUUCGGUUUAUUCGAUUAA
Candida dubliniensis CD36 is the source of this 327-nucleotide messenger RNA. It is a transcript of the gene RPP2A, whose product is annotated as ribosomal protein P2 alpha. NCBI's taxonomy places the organism in Eukaryota, Fungi, Ascomycota, Pichiomycetes, Serinales, Debaryomycetaceae. Bases 1 to 327 code for a protein of 108 amino acids. The transcript has 2 exons. Gene Ontology annotation, molecular function: structural constituent of ribosome. The record is from RefSeq and is a predicted model, not a curated record. Gene Ontology annotation, cellular component: ribosome; cytosolic large ribosomal subunit. Gene Ontology annotation, biological process: cytoplasmic translational elongation; translation.